Molecule: messenger RNA, 1510 nt
Organism: Eriocheir sinensis (Chinese mitten crab)
Lineage: Eukaryota; Metazoa; Arthropoda; Malacostraca; Decapoda; Varunidae
Gene: Aos1
Product: SUMO-activating enzyme subunit 1-like
Exons: 6
Coding region: 112-1149 (345 amino acids)
Biological process (GO): protein sumoylation
Cellular component (GO): SUMO activating enzyme complex; cytoplasm
Molecular function (GO): SUMO activating enzyme activity
Source: RefSeq, a predicted model, not a curated record
CGAGCGGCCGCGGGACGCACCACGCAAGUCAACACACGAGCGUCCAGCGGCACUGUUUCUCCGGGCCCGGGCGGCGUGUGGCUGGCUAUUUGAACCCUGCCCUAGUAUUGGAUGAACAGUUCGGGGAAGGCAACAUCGAAAAUGAAAGAUAAGAAGUCCGAGAACAUUACGGAGGAUGAAGCGGCUCUGUACGACCGUCAGAUACGCCUGUGGGGGGUGGACGCCCAGAAGAGGUUGCGGGCAGCCCGUGUACUGCUUGCAGGAGUGUGUGGCUUGGGAGCUGAAGUCGCAAAAAAUCUUGUGUUAUCAGGUGUUAAGUCUCUCACACUGUUAGACCACCGCAGCGUCACAGAGACUGAUACACGUGCGAACUUUCUUGCUCCGUGUGACUCCAUCGGAAAAAAUAUUGCUGAGGCAUCACAGGAGCGAGCUCAAAUUUUGAACCCCAUGGUGGAAGUUACAGCAGACUCAAGUAAUAUUGCUGAUAAAACCAGUGACUUCUUCACACAGUUUGACGUUGUGUGCGUCAUGAGGUGCCGGCAACAAGAACUCAUCAGAAUCAAUGAAAUAUGUCAUCAAAAUAAGACUUUGUUUUUUGCUGGUGAUGUAUUUGGAAUGUUUGGCUAUAUGUUUGCAGAUCUACAAGAACACCAGUACAUAGAAGAGGUAAAAGAGAAAAAACAAAUAGAAGACAAUGGCAAGAAGCAAAUAGUUGAGGACACUAAGUUUGUGAAAAGAACAGAACAUUUUGUCCCUCUAAGCCAAGCCCUGGACAUAGAUUGGACCUCAAAGAAAUAUGCCAGUCAGUUGCGCAGGACUUCUCCGGCGUACUUCAUAAUGCAAAUAAUUAUGGAGUUUAUUAGUUUACAUGGAAGAACUCCAGGUCCCAGCCAUCGGGAGGAAGAUAAAAUAGAACUGCUUACAAUCAAGAAUGCACUGCUGGAGAAGUUAAAUGUUCCUUCAGAUAAAGUUGGCAAUCAAUUUGCCGGGAUUGUGUUUGGUCAGCUGAGUCCUGUGUGUGCCAUCGUGGGCGGUGUGCUGGCUCAGGAGAUCAUAAAGGCAGUCUCUCAGAAGGACCUUCCACACAACAACUUUUUCUUCUUUUCUACCUUGGAUGGUGCUGGAGUGGUGGAGUGCAUUGGGCAUUAAUUCACUAGUGCAGUAUGGACCUCUAAGCUUAUGAACUCUUGUUACCAAUUGAUGCUAUCAGAGCAGUGUCAAGAGUUGUGGGGGCCAUAAGGCUCAGCUGUAUGCAGAGACCAAUGAAAUUUAAAAACUAACUCUUGAAGGGCUCUUUUGUGUUGGGACUAAAGGGUCAUAGCCUCAGUAGCCCCUCUUAACUCCAAGCCAGGAUGUUAUUGCAUUAACCACUUCAAGGCAAAAAAAAAAAAUAGUUUGUAGAUGAAGUCAGUCAAUAUUUUUUGUAAUAAUUUUCCAAUUUUUGUAAUGAUUUUCCAAUUUCGGGAAAUUUCAUACUAGAUAUUGGUAAUAAAGUUAUAGGUAUUUGUUA